Closterium sp. NIES-65 is the source of this 633-nucleotide messenger RNA. The record is from the annotation of a GenBank genome assembly. NCBI's taxonomy places the organism in Eukaryota, Viridiplantae, Streptophyta, Zygnematophyceae, Desmidiales, Closteriaceae.
AUGCGCGGCCUUCCCGCCGUCGACGCGCGUGGCCUUACUGCCGUCAACGCGCGCGGCCUUCCUGCUGUCAACGUGCCCGCACGUCUUGCCCACCGCCCUCCCUCUCCCCGGCCACCCUUCCCUCCCCGUGGCCGCCCUCCCUUACCCUCUCGUUGGCGUCCUGCCUCACCUCCCUUCAGGCGCCUUCCCCUUCCCUCGUGGUGCACCUUCUUCUGCCGCUUUUGCACCACCUCCUCCUUCUCCCCUCACCCCUUCCGCCUCUUCACCCUCCUCCUCCUCUCUUCAUACAUUCCUCCCCUCUGUGCCUCUCCUCCCUUCCUCCACCUCCUUCCCCUCCGCCUCUGCCAACUGGCUGCGUGGUAUUGGUUGCCACUUGGUGAUCCUGUCUGUGUUUCGGCGCCAAUCUCCUUCCACACCUUUCCUCCUCCUCUUGUUUCUCCUCUAAGCGGCGCAGCAGCAGACUACUCCGCCGCUAUCCCUCCUCCUCGUAUUUCUCCCCUCAGCGGCGCAGCAGCAGACUACUCUGCCGCUAUCCCUCCUCCUCUUGUUUCUCCUCUCAGCGGCGCAGCAGCAGACUACCCCACCGUUAUCCCUCCUCCUCUUAUUUCCCCCCCUCAACGGCUCAGCAGCUGA